Molecule: messenger RNA, 711 nt
Organism: Angiostrongylus costaricensis
Lineage: Eukaryota; Metazoa; Nematoda; Chromadorea; Rhabditida; Metastrongylidae
Source: the annotation of a GenBank genome assembly
AUGGUGCGUGUUCGGGAUCGCGAAAUGGUCAUGAAGAAAUUGAAUGAUCUGGUUAAGGAUGGGAGUAACCAGUUAGUGGUCAUAUCUGAUUUCGAUUUCACUCUUACGCGAUUCUUCGACGAGAAUAAGGAGAGGUGUUUGAGUAGUCAUGCGGUCCUAGAUCACCUGCUCUUUGCCAUGCAUCCAGAAAUGGAAGAAGAGGUGUCGUGGAGUGCAGCGCAUGAAAAUUACAUAAUAUCAGGUAUUCAUCGCGAUGAUAUCGACCGCUUUGUCAUGGAUGCCAAGAUCGAGUUAAGACAUGGAGCCAGUGGUCUGCUGCAGCUUCUCGCCAAUGCUUCUAUUCCAUUAUUAUUAUUUUCCGCGGGAGUUGGUAAUGUGAUUGAUGUUUUUCUUCGUCAUCAACUAGGAUCAAUACCAAACAACGUGCAUAUCAUAUCAAAUAUGUUGUUAUUCAAUGAGAAGGGUAUAGCUAGUUCAUGUUCAGAACCGUUGAUCCACGUAUUCUGUAAAGACUCCUCAGUGAUACCCAAAGAUGCUCAGUUCUUUGACAACGUAACCCAUCGUAAGAACGUUUUGCUGCUCGGUGAUAGUCUCGGUGACUUACAUAUGGAUAUCGGUAUCGCUCAUGCUGGCACUGUGCUCAAAAUCGGCUUUCUCAACAACAAAGUAAAUAUUAUUUAUUUAUCAUUAGCGUACAAGUACAGUGGAUAA